CAGCUGUUCUCAGUUGCACUGUGUGCCUUGCUGCUGUGGGGACAGACCAGAGCCGUACUAAUCCAGACCAAUGUUAAGUAGAGAGAGAGAGAGAGAAAGAGAGAGUGGCAGAUAAGUAAACAGAGUCAGUGCAGAUUUUGCUCAGUGGAUUAUCAUCUGAAACAAACUGGACCUGUUUCUGUAGCUGAAGGUAGAGACUCAGCGUUGUUGUGGAUUGCAGUUCAGACAGAGCGUCAUGCUGGUUAGAAACCGGGGCAGAAAACUAUGGCAGAUGAACCCCGAUCCUCUCAUGCGUCGUAUCAUUUAGCAUGGUGAAGACCUCAGUUUGGUUCAGUAUACCUUGGACUUGUGGACUGGUGUGGGAGACUCACUUGCAUUGACAUUGACCCAUAACCCCCAACUCUUACUUUACAGGUUCUGUCUCCCCUGAAGUUGGACUCUAAUUUUAGCUUUUGACCCCUGGAACAGGAAAGGGACGUUCAGUUUCGCAGGGGGUGAUACCUGGUGAGAACCAGUCUGGACUGCUGACCCCCCCCUCGUCAUUUUUUCAUAGUAAUCACCAGACAACAGGAACAGCAUUUGUUCUGCUGCCCUGGAGCUGUACAUUUAAAGCACCCAUCUGGACAUUCUUGCCCCAAGACAUGGGCUUUCACUGGGGCAGCGUUGGGCUGCUGGUUGGCAUGGUUCUACUCAGUGUGGAGGGAAGUGGAGCCCAACAGACCCAGACCAAGAACAACGUCCCAAGACUAAAACUUUUCUACAAAGACAUGCUGGAGUCAAACAACCUUGUGACAUUCGAAGGCCUGGCCAACAGUUCGUCUUACCACACCUUCCUGUUGGAUGAGGAGAAAGGAAGACUUAUAGUUGGAGCCAAGGACCACAUCUUCUCUUUUAACCUCCUCAAUAUCAGCAAAGACUACGCACAGAUUCCUUGGCCAGCUUCUCCCACCAGAAGGGAUGAGUGCAAGUGGGCAGGAAAAGAUCUCGCGAGGGAGUGCUCAAAUUUCAUCAAGGUGCUGCAACCAUUCAAUCAGACGCACAUCUACGCGUGUGGAACAGGAGCUUUCCACCCGGUGUGUUCUUACCUGGAGGUGGGCAAGAAACCAGAGGACAGUGUGUUCAGACUGGAGCCUCAUGUAGAAAAUGGUCGGGGGAAGAGUCCAUAUGAUCCCAAGCUGCUGACUGCAUCCAUGCUAAUUGAUGGGGAACUUUAUGCCGGAACAUCAGCUGACUUCAUGGGGCGGGACUUUGCCAUUUUCCGCACUCUCGGCAAGCAUCACCCAAUCAGAACGGAGCAGCAUGACUCUCGGUGGCUAAAUGAUCCCAGGUUUGUCGGCAUUCAUCAGGUUCCCGAGAGCGACAACCCAGAAGACGAUAAAAUCUACCUGUUCUUCAGAGAGAAUGCCAUGGAUGGAGAGCAUGCUGGGAAGGCCACUCACGCUCGCAUCGGACAGAUAUGCAAAAACGACUUAGGAGGCCACAGGAGUCUGGUGAAUAAGUGGACAACCUUCCUGAAAGCUCGACUCAUUUGCUCUGUGCCUGGCAGUAAUGGAAUCGACACCCACUUUGAUGAACUGCAGGAUGUUUUCCUCAUGAGCACAAAGGAUCCCAAGAGCCCAAUCAUCUAUGCAGCUUUUACCACUUCCAGCAACAUUUUCAAAGGUUCAGCUGUAUGUAUGUACAGCAUGACUGACAUCAGGAGAGUGUUUCUGGGUCCGUAUGCUCACAGAGAUGGACCUAACUAUCAGUGGGUGCCCUUCCAGGGACGUGUUCCCUACCCACGGCCUGGAACAUGUCCAAGCAAGACUUUUGGAGGUUUUGAUACAACUAAGGACCUUCCAGAUGAAGUUGUAACCUUUGCCAGAAGCCAUCCAGCCAUGUUCAACCCUGUCUACCCCAUAAACAAUCGACCGAUCAUCAUCAAAACAGACGUCGACUACCAGUUCACCCAGAUAGUGGUGGACAAAGUAGAAGCAGAAGACGGCCAAUACGAUGUCAUGUUCAUAGGCACAGACAUGGGGACAGUUCUGAAAGUGGUGUCCGUCCCCAGAGGCUCCUGGCAUGACCUGGAAGAAGUCCUGUUGGAAGAAAUGACUGUCUUUAGAGAGCCAACAGCCAUUACAGCCAUGGAACUUUCAGCUAAACAGCAACAACUGUACCUGGGCUCGGACAUUGGCGUUUCCCAGAUGCCUUUGCAUCGGUGUGAGGUUUAUGGGAAGGCCUGUGCUGAAUGCUGCCUGGCAAGGGACCCUUACUGUGCAUGGGAUGGCACCAUGUGCUCCAGAUACUUUCCCAUGGCCAAGAGGAGAACGAGGAGACAAGACAUCAGGAACGGAGACCCACUCACGCAAUGCUCUGAUCUGCAACACCAUGAUGAACUCAGUGGGCAGACGACUCUCCAGGAUAAAACUGUGUAUGGUGUGGAGAACAGCAGCACUUUUCUGGAAUGCAGUCCUAAGUCCCAGAGGGCCAUGACGCACUGGCAGUAUCAGCGUUCCACUGAGGACCGCAAACACGAGAUCCAGUCAGAGGAGCGUUUCAUCCACACAGAGCAGGGCCUGCUAAUCCGCACGCUGACCAAGAGGGAUUCAGGCAUCUAUCUGUGCCAGGCGGUGGAGCACGGCUUCAUGCAGACACUUUUGAAGGUGACUUUAGAGGUCAUCAGUACCGAGCGCCUGGAGGAUUUGCUGCACCACGACGAAGAGGCCACGGCUGCCGCCGCUGCUGCUGUCCCCACCCUGGACUUUUCCUCCCCCCGAGACUCUCCAAACCACAAGCUAUGGUACAGAGACUUCCUGUCUUUGGUGAAUCACCCGACUCUAAACACCGUGGACGAUUUCUGCGAGCAAGUGUGGAAAAGGGAGAGGAAGCACAGGAGGCAGAAAGCUCACCUGGUGCAGCAAGGACAAAUACACCACCAUCAGCAGCAACGGCAACAACAACAACAACAGCAGCAGCAGCAGCAGCAGCAGCAGAAGGUUCUGCUGAACCCGCACACGCACAUGCACGCUCACGGGCUGGCAGCCAAGUGGAAACACCUGCAGGAGAGGCAAAAGGGCCGCAACCGCAGGACCCAUGAACUGGAGAGGGCCCCCCGCAGCGUCUGACCUAUAUAAACAUUACAUUUUAACACCCAGAAACAUGAAACCACACCCACUCCUCAUUCUCUAGCUCAGUUUUUCUUCCUCAUACUACACGGACUUCUUCCACAAAAGACUGGAUGGGAAAAGUGAAACUGGAAAAUGGGGUAAUACCUCCCUGAUGUGCUGGCCUUGCGUGGGCAGCCAUGUUUAUGGUAUGGCCUUUGCAGGGGACUGCGAGGAAACGGGAUGUUACUGCAUAUCACAGCAGCGCAUUAUUAUCUCAGCUGCAGAAGGACAGUGAAGUCCAACCAGCACAAGAGCUGGGUACAUAACUGUAAAUCCACCCUGAGGUGGCUGUGUCGAUGGCAUCGUCUCAUGGCAUGCUAGUUAGGUGUUUUUUUUGUCAGCGUGAAACUAAAUCAAUACCUAAAAAUACCUGAUUAUUCCUUUUUUUUCUACUUCUCAAAUAUGAGUACAAUGGAAAGGGAAUGUUUCUAGAGUGGAAUUAAAGAUUAUUGAAAGCACAAGUUGGGAUAUUUGGUAACUUAGCAACCAAUCAGUCAAUGUGAGAGACAUAAUUGCCCGAGUGCUGCAAGAAAUGGAACAGUCACCAUUUGUUUGAUGAAUAUUAUGUAGCUAAAAUGUGUCAAUGCUGUAUUCUGUGACGUCUCCUCAAACUAAAGGGAAUGGUUUGCAAUGGCCGUGUGUCUUUACAUUGUUUCCCCUCCAAGUCCUUCCUGAAAUCAUCUGUAAACAGAGAGAUUUUCCACACGAGGAUGGUUUUGUGCUUCGUCUUUUUUCUUUCGUCAGAUUCCUUCUCAUCAGAUACGGACUGUGCUUUUACAGAGAUGUCGGUGCACAAAAAAAAAAAAGAUUUCACAAUGCUCUGUACACACUUUGUCUCCACUACAUGUGUAUUUAUUAUUCUACAAUGAUGUACAUUGUGAAAAUAUUAGUUUCUUUUCUUUUUUUUUGCAUUAUUAUUGAUUUUCUGGCAAUGUAUGAUUUGAUUUGCAGGACCAAUCGCUUUAAAUAACUGUAUUAUCACAAAUAAUUCAGUAGACUGGAAAGUAUACAUAUGCAUAUAUAUAUAUAUAUAUAUCAAUAUUGGUCGAUAUUACAUGCAUUGCAUAGGAAAUGCACUGAGCAAUAAUCACGUAUCCAUAUAUUUUCCCUACAUUGCCUCGUAUCCAUAUUUCACACACAGUCUUACUGUACAUACCAUAAAAACAUCUGGAUAUGAAAAUCCACAAUUAUACCACACACACACACACAAAACUAGAAUGUAGCUGUGAACAUUAUGUAAAUAGAAAAUGUCUAAUGUGAUGACACUGUGUACUAGUGCAUGUGAAUACGAUUGUAGUGUUUUGCUAUAGCUCUACUAGUCUGAUGUUGUCAUUGUUAUCCUGUUAUUUCCUGACGUGUUUCAACAUGUUCACCAUUUCAGAGAUGUAAAUAUAACUAUGAAUUCUCA
This is a messenger RNA of Solea solea (common sole), 4557 nucleotides long. RefSeq names its product sema domain, immunoglobulin domain (Ig), short basic domain, secreted, (semaphorin) 3Ab (gene sema3ab). Gene Ontology annotation, molecular function: semaphorin receptor binding; chemorepellent activity; neuropilin binding. Gene Ontology annotation, biological process: semaphorin-plexin signaling pathway; neural crest cell migration; positive regulation of neuron migration. Bases 642 to 3107 code for a protein of 821 amino acids. NCBI's taxonomy places the organism in Eukaryota, Metazoa, Chordata, Actinopteri, Pleuronectiformes, Soleidae. The transcript is spliced from 17 exons. The record is from RefSeq and is a predicted model, not a curated record.